Daldinia loculata is the source of this 885-nucleotide messenger RNA. RefSeq names its product acyl-CoA N-acyltransferase. Bases 148 to 702 code for a protein of 184 amino acids. Gene Ontology annotation, molecular function: acyltransferase activity, transferring groups other than amino-acyl groups. The transcript has 2 exons. The record is from RefSeq and is a predicted model, not a curated record. NCBI's taxonomy places the organism in Eukaryota, Fungi, Ascomycota, Sordariomycetes, Xylariales, Hypoxylaceae.
UCAUAAUAUCCCACACCUUCCUCUCUGGUGUCUGCCAUCUCCUUAUACGCCCUUCCUAUCAAGCCCUUCCUAUUACAUGACCACGGUAUAUACGUCUUUAAGAACUCCGGGAUCGCGAACUAUAUAUAAAAUCUUUAAAUAUAUUAAAUGGCGAAUGGCGAUCUUCAAUUCCGCGUCGCAACCCCAGACGAUGCAGCGCAGAUCCAGCAAUUGGUGCAGUCUGCAUUUCGCGCCGAGGAUAGUAGGGAAAACUGGAUAGGGGACAUGACUCUUGCGUCGCAGUUCAGCGUCAAAGUCGAGGAGAUCAUGAGCAACAUCACUAAGCCGGACAGCGCAUACCUCAUAGCUACUGACGAAAACGGCGCCCUAAAGGGCUCUGUGGGCGUUUCUAAACGCGACGCCGACCUUUCUCGCAUCUACAUGCUUGCAGUUGACCAGCACCACCACCGGGGAGGCAUUGGACGUAAGGUCCUGGCUUAUGCCGAGGACUACUGUCAACGGAGAUGGAGCGUCAGCAGGCUGGGACUUAACGCCCUUUCUUCCCGACACGAGCUGAUCUUGUGGUACAUACGCUGCGGUUAUCGGAAGACGGGGGAGUUGACGCAGUUUCGGCGUGAGGGCUUGGAUUUGCCGAACGACUUGUGUUUUGUCGAGCUGGAAAAGGAUUUGGAUAUGGGUUCUACCGCAGUUGAGACAACGUAGACUGCUAUUUUUAUGAAACUUUAUGUUUACACUACAGGAAUGGGGGCUCAGUAUGCGUUUGGGGGGUUUGCCAGCUCCCACCGGAUAGCCGAGAGAUCUAUUGAUACGUUCUGAUAGUUUUAUGCGAAAAUAUUAAACCUUCUACUUUCUACUGUCUUUUCCGUUCUUGAGUUGUAAUCUGAA